UUUAGAUGCACUAUUGUAAAGUGGCUGUUCCACUGGAUGUCAUAAGGUGAAUGCACCAAUUUGUAAGUCGCUCUGGAUAAGAGCGUCUGCUAAAUGACUUAAAUGUAAUGUAAAUGUAAUCUUUGUGCUCACCAGUACUGACGGCAAGUCACCAAUAAUGAUUUUCUCGUAAGAGAUUUUGAUAACCAAAAAGUGCUCAACAUGUUUAUGGCACCGUUAACAUAGAAAAUAAAUGUUGAAUUUUAAAACUGAUACUUUCUCACAUUAUUCAACAAGACAGAUUGAUAUUGAAUUAGGUAGGUGAAAGAGGAUAUGAGUCCCAAGGUACAUAACUACAUGGUUUGUGUGAAAUGUCUCUGGUUAACAAGCUCUUUGUGUGUCCAGAUGUUAAGUGGUAUACUACGAAGCAAGUUAGAUCUACUCAGGCUUUUAUAAAGCUAGCCAUCUUCAGUUUGCUGCACAUUCCAGGUCAGGCUUCAGCCGUACUAUGAAGGUGGAUAUUGCUCAUCCGCCUGCCGCUGACUCAAACAGGUAUGUCGCACGUGGUUACUCAAACGUCAAGUUCUUUGAAACAAUGCUGAAACAUCAAUCCAUGGGCGAGUCAGUGACACAUUUAAAUUUGUGUCGAAAUCAAAAUGAAAGAAAAUAUAUCUUGAAAAUUCAGCAGGCUAUGGUGUGAAAUAGCUUUUUAGUAGUGCCAUCUUUAUUUUAUUACUUAUCGUUAAUGUUGGAUUUGGUGUUUGCUCAUUUAUUACAUUUAAAACUGAAAUAUUAUAUUUACAGUCAUGGCCAAAAGUUUUGAGAAUGACACAAAUAUUAAUUUUCACAAAGUCUGCUGCCUCAGUUUGUAUGAUAGCAAUUUGCAUAUACUCCAGAAUGUUAUGAAGAGUGAUCAGAUGAAUUGUAAUUAAUUGCAAAGUCCCUCUUUGCCAUGCAAAUGAACUGAAUCCCAAGAAAACAUUUCCACUGAAUUUCAGCCCUGCCACAAAAGGACCAGCUGAUAUCAUGUCAGUGAUUCUCUCGUUAACACAGGUGUGAGUGUUGACGAGGACAAGGCUGGAGAUCACUCUGUCAUGCUGAUUGAGUUCGAAUAACAGACUGGAAGCUUCAAAAGGAGGGUGGUGCUUGGAAUCAUUGUUCUUCCUCUGUCAACCAUGGCUACCUGCAAGGAAAUUGCUCACUCACAAUUUUGCCUAAGAACACAGCCACGAAUAAAGAAUGGUACCAACACAUCCUCCGACAGCAACUUUUCCCAACCAUCCAGGAACAGUUUGGUGACAAAUAAUGCCUUUUCCAGCAUGAUGGAGCACCUUGCCAUAAGGCAAAAGUGAUAACUAAGUGGCUCAGAGAACAAAACAUCAAUAUUUUGGGUCCAUGGCCAGGAAACUCCUCAGACCUUAAUCCCAUUGAGAACUUGUGGUCAAUCCUCAAGAGGCGGGUGGACAAACAAAACCCCACAAAUUCUGACAAACUCCAAGCAUUGAUUAUGCAAGAAUGGGCUGCCAUCAGUCAGGAUGUGACCCAGAAGUUAAUUGACAGCAUGCCAGGGCGGAUUGCAGAGGAAAAAGAAGGGUCAACACUGCAAAUAUUGACUCUUUGCAUCAACUUCAUGUAAUUGUCAAUAAAAGCCAUUGACACUUAUGAAAUGCUUGUAAUUAUACUUCAGUAUUCCAUAGUAACAUCUGACAAAAAUAUCUAAAGACACUGAAACAUCAAACUUUGUGAAAAUUCAUAUUUGUGUCAUUCUCAAAACAUUUGGCCACGACUGUACUUAAGUAUUCAGACCCUUUACUCAGUACUUUGUUGAAGCACCUUUGGCAGUGAUUACAGCCUUGAGUCUUAUUAGGUAUGAUGCUAUAAGCUUGGCACACCUGUAUUCGGGGAGUUUCUCCCAUUCUUCUCUGCAUAUCCUCUCAAGCUCUGUCAGGUUGGAUGGGGAGCGUUGCUGCACAGCUAUUUUCAGGUCUCUCCAGAGAUGUUAGAUCGGGUUCAAGUCCAGGCUCUGGCUGGGCCACUCAAGGACAUUCAGAGACUUGUACCGAAGCCACUCCUGAUUUGUCUUGGCUGUGUGCCUAGGGUCGUUUGUAGGAUGAUCACUGGAAACAGGAUGCACCUGAGCUCAAUUUCGAGACUCGUAGCAAAGGGUCUGAAUACAUAUGUAUGUAAGGUAUUUCUGUUUUUUGGUUUUAAUAAAUUUGCAAACAUUUCUAAAAACUUGUUUUCGCUUUGUCAUUAUUGGGUAUUGUGUAUAGAUUGAUGAGGAAGUAGUUUUAUUUAAUCUAUUUUAGAAUAAGGCUGUAACGUAACAAAACGUGGAAAAAGUAAAGGGGUCUGAAUACUUUCUGAAGGCCCUGUAUUUAUAAUCCAUAGAAGGGUUUGGGAGUCUCUAACCCUGGCAUUUUGACUGUUAAACUCAUGCGUACACUAACAAUGGCUGCCUGUCUUGACUUGAAUGGGAACUGCCAUCUAUGCAUUACACUGUAUGUCUAUGGUUGGUUGCGGCUGUCGGUUUGCCUUCUUUCAAUCACGGGAAAAAUGUACAGUUUGGAAAGCAAAUGCUGUCUACUAAAUGUGUAAUGCGAUAUAUAUUUUAACAUUACUUUUUUACACGCAAAAAAAAAUUUGAAUAAAAUAUUUGAUCUGCCGUCUUCCUCAGAUGAAGAGGAUGAUGACACAAUCUUUGCGAGAGGGAUGGUAUCUGAUUUCAUUGGUCCUCAACUCAUGGCUCAGACACUUCAUUCAGGAUAAAUGGAGUUAGCCCUGAGUUAGCCUGCCCGGAUCAGGUAAGCUCCACCUGGCCUCUUAAGAUGGGCUGUAUUGAGAAGAGUGCGGAGGCCCACAAAGGAGCUGUGUUAGCCAGGACUACGACGGGACCGCUCUCAUCACAGCUUGGGAGGACGGGCACGUCAAGAUCUGGUCUAAGAGUGGCAUGCUGAGGUCCACCUUGGCCAGGGUCUCCUGUGUACUCGGUGGCCUGGAGCCCGGACUCUGAUAGGAUCCUGUACACGUCAGGCAGACUGCUGAUAAUCAGGCCCCUGCAACCAAGGUCCAACAGGUACUUGGAAGUCCCAUGAUGGGACCAUUCUGAAGGCGGACUGGAACUCUGUGAAUGACCUGAUACUGUCAAGUGGAGAAGACUGUAAAUACAAGGUGUGGGACAGCUAUGGUCGUCUGCUCUACACGUCCUUGUCUUCAUGACUACCCUGUGACCUCCAUGUCCUGGUCACCGGAUGGGGAGGUGUUCGCAGUGGACUCCUUCAACAGCCUGCAUCUCUGUGACAAGCCCGGGUAGGGAGGCCUUCAGGAGGGGGAGACCUGGGAGAUGGGGGACAUGCCACCCUGCCGAUUAGCGUGCUGUGAGGAGAAGCAGGCCUGUCUGCAGCGUGGUCGUAUGCGUUGGAGAAGCCUAACACUGGUCAGCAGACGGCACGCAGCUCACAGGGACCCCCACCAAGAGGAGCACCAUGCAGGUGGGGAACGUGGUGAAUGAUGCGGGUGAUGUUCUGGAGUUCAGGGACCAGGUCACCAAAGCCUCUCCGGCCCACGGUCACCUAGUGGUCACCUAGUGGUCACCACCUCUCUCUAGUGCUACGCCUCCAGUGCUAAGAACUGGAACACACCUCUCAUUUUUGACCUGAAGGAGGGGACCGUCAGCCUCAUUAUACAGGCUGAGAAACACUUCCUGUUGGACGGGGGUCUAAGUGUUCUCCUACGAGGGCCGUCUCAUCUCCACGCCCAGAUUCCCCGGCAUGAGAACGGACAUCCUCAAUGCCCAGUCAGUCUCCCUUAGCAACGCCACCAUCGCCAUCCGGGACAAGAGCGAUGAGAAGGCCGGCCGAGCUGUCCCUUCACUACUACAAUACUAAACUUUGUUGUCCACAGAGCAGGGCGAGAUUUGCCUUUCAGCUUUUUUACUCAAUGACAUUUACAGCCGUUAAACACACUGAAACAUCAGGAGCACUUUGUCAACAAGAGGAUGACACUUCACCAGGAGAUAAAACGCUGGAGAAAUGACUUUAGCAGGACUGGAACAUCGACCAUUUGCCAUCAUUAUCCUGCUCGCUCUGUCCUCCGUCCUCUCCUCUCUUCUUUUUCCUCAAAUCAUCUUUCUGUUUGGUGCCCUGACGGGGAAAGCCCUGGGUGAAGGGAAGCCCCUGACUGACAAGCUGGGUGAUUCACCAACCAACACACACCAACAGUCAGUCACAGCACACAUUACACACUCCUGUUAGUGUGCACACACUGACAUGAGAAGACUGUGCAUAUCUCCACGUGCCUACGUCUUAAUCCAUACUGUUACAUUGAGCAACCUGUUAGGAUUGGGGGAGGGUAAGCCGAUCCUAGACCUGUGCCUCAGGGUAGCUAUGGGUUCGAGUGCCCCCAACAGGCCAGGGUGAAAAGGUCAGGGAGCCAUGGAGAGAAGACAGAGAAGAAUUAGUGGUGUUGAGGGGAAAGAAGAAACUUCAUAGUUAAGAGGGAGACAUACAGCCUGUGUGGAAAUUGGAGUGAGUGCAUGUGUGUGAGAAAGAGAUGGAGAGAAAGGGGGAGGGUUAUGGAGGAAGAACAGGACUGAAAGGGAUUAAGAUAGAGGGAGUGAAUUAGAGAGAGAGAAAAGGAGGAGAAGUGGCCAGGAUCAGUAGUUACUGUCUCUGCCAGCACUCCACAGCUCCAAGACAGAGGAGCACUGCACUGGAGCCAGCUGGCUCUGAAACACACGCACACACACACAGUCACACACACGCAUAUACACCCCUGUUGGGGAGUAUGGGCCAGGAGCUGUGGGGUCAGACUGCUGGCACCCCCUUCCACUCUCUUGCCUCCACCAUUUCUCCCUCUUGUCUCCCCUUUCCUCCACCUCUUCCCUCUGAGUUGAGUCUCUUCCCUCUGAUCUGGCCUCAAUUGUUCCCUCCUAGUCCUCCUGUAUACUCAGGGCUGUACUGGGGACUAGAGAGUGUGGAGGAGGAGAGGAGGUGGCCUGUGAUUUGGGUGAUCAUGUGUUGAGAAGAGAUGUGUAUCAAAAGACACUAUUAUGGAGGUGGUGGAGAUAGCUCUGGACCAGUGUGGCCCGUCCAGCGAGAGGAAGAUCGCAGUCAUAGACAAGAACCGUGACCUGUACCUGACCGCUGUGCAUCGCAUCAACAGAGAACACAACAUCUGCAAGAUAGGUCCACACCAUGUCCUAGAAUGACUCCGCUAACAUCCUGUGUGAUAUUCAGGACACACAGUUCACUUUGUGGCACUAUCCCGGUGCGGUCUUCACUGGACCUGCUGGCUAAAACACUCUACAUGAAAGACGCCAGGGGGGACUUCCCUUACACAGGAGUGGAGGGCUGCUGUCUCCCUGGCCCUGCCCCUACCCUACCCAGGAGUUUAGGCCUGCUGUCUCCCUGGCCCUGACCCUACCCUACCCAGGAGUGGAGGGCUGCUGUCUCCCUGGCCCUGCCCCUACCCUACCCAGGAGUGGAUGGCUGCUGUCUCCCUGGCCCUGCCCCUACCUUACACAGGAGUGGAGGGCUGCUGGCUCCCUGGCCCUGCCCCUACCCUACCCAGGAGUUUAGGCCUGCUGUCUCCCUGGCCCUGCCCCUACCCUACCCAGGAGUGGAGGGCUGCUGUCUCCCUGGCCCUGCCCAUACCCUACCCAGGAGUGGAGGGAUGCUGUCUCCCUGGCCCUGCCCUACCCAGGAGUGGAGGCCUGCUGUCUCCCUGGCCCUGCCCCUACCCAGGAGUGGAGGCCUGCUGUCUCCCUGGCCCUGCCCCUACCCUACCCAGGAGUGGAGGGCUGCCGUCUCCCUGGCCCUGCCCUAUCCAGUAGUGGAGGCCUGUUGUCUCCCUGGCCCUGCCCCUACCCUACCCAGGAGUGGAGGCCUGUUGUCUCCCUGGCCCUGCCCCUACCCUACCCAGGAGUGGAGGGCUGCUGUCUCCCUGGCCCUGUCACUACCCUACCCAGGAGUGGAGGCCUGCUGUCCUCCUGGCCCUGCCCCUACCCUACCCAGGAGUGGAGGCCUGCUGUCUCCCUGGCCCUGCCCCUACCCUACCCAGGAGUGGAGGCCUGCUGUCUCCCUGGCCCUGCCCCUACCCUACCCAGGAGUAGAGGCCUGCUGUCUCCCUGCCCCUGCCCCUACCCUACCCAGGAGUGGAGGGCUGCUGUCUCCCUGGCCCUGCCCCUACCCUACCCAGGAGUGGAGGGCUGCUGUCUCCCUGGCCCUGCCCCUACCCUACCCAGGAGUGGAGGGCUGCUGGCUCCCUGGCCCUGCCUCUACCCUACCCAGGAGUGGAUGGCUGCUGGCUCCCUGGCCCUGCCCAUACCCUACCCAGGAGUGGAGGCCUGCUGUCUCCCUGGCCCUGCCCCUACCCUACCCAGGAGUGGAGGGCUGCUGUCUCCCUGGCCCUGCCCCUACCCUACCCAGGAGUGGAGGGCUGCUGUCUCCCUGGCCCUGCCCCUACCCUACCCAGGAGUGGAGGGCUGCUGUCUCCCUGGCCCUGCCCCUACCCUACCCAGGAGUGGAGGGCUGCUGUCUCCCUGGCCCUGCCCCUACCCUACCCAGGAGUGGAGGGCUGCUGUCUCCCUGGCCCUGCCCCUACCCUACCCAGGAGUGGAGGGCUGCUGUCUCCCUGGCCCUGCCCCUACCCUACCCAGGAGUGGAGGGCUGCUGUCUCCCUGGCCCUGCCCCUACCCUACCCAGGAGUGGAGGGCUGCUGUCUCCCUGGCCCUGCCCCUACCCUACCCAGGAGUGGAGGCCUGCUGUCUCCCUGGCCCUGCCCCUACCCUACCCAGGAGUGGAUGGCUGCUGUCUCCCUGGCCCUGCCCCUACCCUACCCAGGAGUGGAGGGCUGCUGUCUCCCUGGCCCUGCCCUACCCACGAGUGGAGGGCUGCUGUCUCUCUGGCCCUGCCCUACCCUACCCAGGAAUGGAGGCCUGCUGUCUCCCUGGCCCUGCCCUACCCUACCCAGGAGUGGAGGCCUGCUGUCUCCCUGGCCCUGCCCCUACCCUACCCAGGAGUGGAGGGAUGCUGUCUCCCUGGCCCUGCACUACCCAGGAGUGGAGGCCUGCUUUCUCCCUGGCCCUGCCCCGACCCUACCCAGGAGUGGAGGCCUGCUGUCUCCCUGGCCCUGCCCCUACCCUACCCAGGAGUGGAGGGCUGCUCUGAGCCAUGAGGUCUGAGCCCUCUCUAAAAGCCAGUUAUUUAUGAUAAAUGGUGUAAUUAGCGGCCUGUAAUUGCUAGCACAUUGUGGGUUGCAGCAGAGCAAAGCAGGGCCAGAGGGACCACAGAACCAGAGCCCUGGUCCCAUGGGAAACACUCAGCCCCCGAGAGGGUCCACACGGGCUGGGCGGCCACAGAUCAGUGAAUGUGAUUUCUCCUUAUGGGUUCCCCCCACCAUAGCGUGGUAACAACAGGCAGCGUGGGAACUCACUGUCACCCUUUGGAAGUGGGGUGUGUGUGUAUCUCAAUGUCUUGUCACAGGUCUCAGUGUGUCAAAUUUCUUUCCUCAUUUCUGUGUGGUCUGUUCUAUUGUCUCAUGUCGGUCUUGUUGUCUCGUGUCUAUCCGGUUGUCUCGUGUCUGUCCGAUUGUUUAUUCAAAUAAAAUGUUAUUUAUCACAUACGCCAAAUACAACAGGUGUAGUAGACUUUACAGUGAAAUGUUUACUUACAAGACCAUAACCAACAAAGCAGUUUUAAGAAAGUACUUUUUUUUAAAGUAAGGAAUAAGAAUAACAAAUAAAUAAAGAGCAGCAGUAAAUAACAAUAGCGGGGCUAUAUACAGGGGGUACCGGUACAGAGUCAAUUUUACAUUUACAUUUAAGUCAUUUAGCAGACGCUCUUAUCCAGAGCGACUUACAAAUUGGUGCAUUCACCUUAUGACAUCCAGUGGAACAGCCACUUUACAA
Molecule: messenger RNA, 7888 nt
Organism: Oncorhynchus keta (chum salmon)
Lineage: Eukaryota; Metazoa; Chordata; Actinopteri; Salmoniformes; Salmonidae
Exons: 13
Coding region: 5653-7155 (500 amino acids)
Source: RefSeq, a predicted model, not a curated record